AUGACUACGAUGUUGCCCUUCCGCAAGCCCCAGUCGAGGCAAGCUUCAAUUGAUCCUCACCACGAUUUGAACCCGCUUGUGGAUCACUACAUCGGUAUUGAUGUUGGAACCGGUAGUGCAAGAGCAUGCAUCAUCGAUUCAACUGGUGAUAUCAAAGCUUUGGCAACAGAGAACAUUGGCCUCUGGCAACCAGAGACUGGCUACUAUGAGCAGUCCACCACCGACAUCUGGAGAUGCAUCUGCAUGUGUGUCCAGCGUGCUCUGAGCCAGCACAACAUCGACCCCAGCACAGUUCGUGGAAUAGGUUUUGAUGCUACCUGCUCUCUCGCAGUCUUCUCUCACGACACAGAUGAGCCCAUGUCUGUCACGGGACCUAAUUUCAACAACGAUGGAAAUGACCGUAACGUGAUCCUAUGGCUUGAUCAUCGACCUGUCCAGGAGACUGAGAAAAUCAAUGCCACUAACCACAACCUCCUUCGUUAUGUUGGAGGCAAGAUGAGCAUUGAGAUGGAAAUCCCCAAGGUGCUCUGGCUGAAGAAUAACAUGCCCCCCGAGAUGUUUGAUCGGUGCAAGUUUUAUGAUUUGGCGGAUGCUCUAACACAUAUUGCUACCGGGAAUGAGACGAGGAGUUUCUGUAGCACUGUUUGCAAGCAGGGUUAUGUUCCUGUUGGUGUGGACGGCAGUGUUAAGGGGUGGCAGGAGGACUUCUAUGAGGCCAUUGGAUUGGGAGAUCUUGCAAAGGAUAAUUUCAAGAGAAUGGGUGGAGUCGAUGGGGUGAACGGGAAGUACAUGAGUGCGGGUGAGCUGGUCGGUACUCUCAGCGAGAAAGCCGGCAACCAACUUGGCCUCCCCGCGGGAAUUGCAGUCGGAAGCGGUGUCAUUGAUGCCUAUGCCGGAUGGGUGGGCACUGUGGGAGCAAAAGUCAAUCUGAGCUCCGAGGAACUCGACACUGAUGUCCCAAAGAACGAUAUGUCCCAAGCAUUCAGUCGACUGGCAGCUGUAGCCGGGACCUCAACCUGCCAUCUGGCCAUGUCUAAAGAACCCGUAUUUGUCAACGGUGUCUGGGGACCAUACCGAGAUGUGCUUCUUCCAAACUACUGGAUGGCCGAAGGUGGACAAUCAGCCACCGGAGAGCUGCUCAAACACGUCCUUGAAACUCAUCCUGCCUAUAACGAAACCCUAUCCAUUGCGGAAUCCUUCAACACCAGCAUCUACGACUACCUAAACUCCCAUCUGGAAGAGUUGAGAGAGAAGAUCCGAGCACCAACAGUUUCCUAUCUGGGCCGACAUUUCUUCGUCUAUGGCGACCUCUGGGGUAACCGCUCACCCAUCGCUGAUCCAAACAUGACAGGCUCAGUCAUCGGGCUCAGCAGCGACCGAAGCAUGGACGGACUCGCCCUUUACUACUAUGCCACUAUGGAAUUCAUCGCUAUGCAAACGCGUCAUAUCGUCGAAACCAUGAACACAGCAGGCCACACAAUCACCAGCAUCUUCAUGUCCGGUUCCCAAUGCCAGAACAAAAUCCUCAUGGAGCUAAUGGCAACUACAUGCAACAUGCCCGUUCUAAUCCCGAGAUACGUGCACGCGGCUGUGGUCCACGGAGCGGCAAUGCUGGGUGCUAAGGCCGCGAGUGCGGAUAAGGACGGGAAAACUGAGGAUCUGUGGAGCAUUAUGGAUCGGAUGAGUAAACCAGGAAAGAUUACUAGACCUGGCAAAAAUGCGGAUGAGAGGAAGCUGUUGGAUGUUAAGUACAAGGUGUUUUUGGACAUGUGCAAGACCCAACAGGAUUAUCGGCAGAUGGUUAAUGAUGCUGUUGGAGAGUGGGGAAGUACUUCAAGUUCUUGA
Messenger RNA from Venustampulla echinocandica, 1845 nucleotides. RefSeq names its product Actin-like ATPase. Gene Ontology annotation, biological process: carbohydrate metabolic process. The record is from RefSeq and is a predicted model, not a curated record. Lineage: Eukaryota; Fungi; Ascomycota; Leotiomycetes; Helotiales; Pleuroascaceae. The coding region runs from base 1 to 1845 and encodes 614 amino acids. Gene Ontology annotation, molecular function: kinase activity; phosphotransferase activity, alcohol group as acceptor. The transcript has 4 exons.